Emiliania huxleyi CCMP1516 is the source of this 3266-nucleotide messenger RNA. RefSeq lists its product as hypothetical. The transcript is spliced from 11 exons. Bases 1 to 3045 code for a protein of 1014 amino acids. The record is from RefSeq and is a predicted model, not a curated record. NCBI's taxonomy places the organism in Eukaryota, Haptophyta, Isochrysidales, Noelaerhabdaceae.
AUGCCAAGCAGGGGCCACUCCGAGGCACAGAUUCCUCCUUCGCUGCUACAUUCGCAAAGCUCGUGUAGCCCUGGCGCUGUGCAGGCCGCCCGCGCUGCCAACGGUCGCUCGGUCGCAGCCGCCCGAGCACAGAUUGCAGAGACCGUGCUUGAGGAGGUGGCGGCGCCAGCGCAAGCAGAGGGCAGUGGCCGAAGCGACGAAGCCAGUGGCGACGGUGGCGGCGGCGCUGGUGACGGUGGUGAUGGUGGGAGCGUCAGCAAUGGCCUGGGUGACGUGCCAGCGACGCCGGCCGACAAGACCCAUAAAGUCCUGACGCGGGAGGCAGCGGCGCGCCCGGGCGUCGCCGCAGUGGCAAUGCCAGAGGACGCCGCUCUCUCCGCACUCCAGCUGCAGCGGCUGCGCACGACGCUCGCGGAGUCCGAGUGCGAGCUCAGGCUUGCGGAGGAGCGCGCCGCCUUUGAAGAGGCGCUCGAGGAGGAGCGCGCGCGCACGGCGGUGGCGGAGGCGGCGCGCGUGGCGGCCAUCGAGGCGCUGGAGGCGGAGCGGGCAAAGGUUGCCGCGUUGGAGCGGCUUCUCUCGCACAUGCAGGACGACCAGAUCCAGCUGCAGCGCAAGUGGGCAACCUCAAAGAAGCUCGUGGCCGCGGCGGCGAAAGGGAGAUCGACACGCGCAACCGCCGCAAACGCGUCGGCGUCGCGUGCCACCGCCGCCGCCAGCGGUGGCAGCGGCGGGUCCGGCGGAGGCCGGUCGGAGGGUGGCGCUCCCUCUCGCGACCAGAAGACUGCCGCCGCGCCAACCGCGCCCGCCGCCGCCGCUGCCGUGGCCAGGCCGUUGCCGGCGCCGCUGCCUCCGCCGCCGUGUGCGGAGCUCGAGGGCUGGCUGCUCGUCUGGCUCGACCGGCUGCAAGUGGGCGAUGCCGACGGCGCCGCCAGACCCGGCGAUGCCCAGCCCGCCGGCGGCGAGGGCCCGUCUCUCGCCACCUUGGUCGACGGAGCCGCCUCCGGGCCGCCACCUUCUGGCGACCCAAAUGGCGAACAAGACGGCGCCGGAGGCGGACACGGAGGCGGAGGCGGAGGCGGACACGGAGGGGGAGGCGGAGGCGGAGGCGGAGGCGGAGGCGGAGGCGGAGGCGAUCCUGAGCGGUCGGACCUGUUUGCGCGGCUGCAGCUGACCCCGCGCGGAGGCGGAGCGGAGGGGCUGGUCGGCCGCGGCUUGCCUGUGCACGCGCAGCCGUCGUGGCUGAGCGUGUCGGGCGAGCCGCUCGCGCCGGUGCACUCGCAGCUCGGCGUCCCGUACAGCCGAGGUGCAGCCGAGAUGCAGCCGAGAGGGAGGGGAGGCCCCGCUCUGAGGGGAGACGCUCACGUUCCCUCGCCGCCUCCCCUCAGGCGAGGGCGGCGAAGGCGUGGCGUGGGGGCAGCCCUUCCUGCUGCCGGUGCCUGCUGGCGCGCCCCUCGUUCUGACCGCGACGCUCUGCCGCACCGACUGGGAGGGCGGCGGCGAGGCGCUCUGCGGCUCUCGGCCGGAGACCCCCGCAUCGGGACGACCCGAGGUCAGCCGAGGUCGGCCGAGAUCGUAGGCGCUCUGCGAGGCGUUCGGCGACCUGCUCGGCGCAGGCGGCUCCUCGCCGCUCGAGCCCUUUGCGGCGCUGCGCUGCGCGUGGCCGCUCACACCGCUGCAGCGCGGCGCGGCAAAGAGCGGCGCGACACCAGACGGCACCAUCCACCUCUCGCUCGAGUGGCGGCCGAUGCAGGGGGCGGGCGGCAGCGCGUGCUCGCUCGGCUUCCCGCCGCCGCCGGCGGAGCUCGCGGAGAAGCCGCUCGAGGAGGAGCCCCUCGAGGCCCUCUCCCUGCAGCGGAGCUGCCGCGCCCGCUGCUGCGCCGCAUGCUGCGGGCGGGCGUCCCGCUGCAGCACCGCGCGCAUGUCUGGCGGGCGUGCGCCGCGCUUGCGCGGGCAGACGGCGCGGCAGCGGGAGAGGACGAGCUGAGCCUGAGGGCAGCCGCAGCCGCCGGCGGCGACGGCAAGGGCGACGGUGGCGGCGGCAGCGAGGGCAGCGGCGGCGGCAGCGAGGGCGUUUUCUCCCCUGCUCUCCCGGGCGAAGCUGCGGCGGCGGGGCCGCCUGUCGGGCUGCGCGAGAUUUACGCGGCGCACGUCGAGGUCGGAAUCUCGCGCUCUGAGACGGAGGAGGCUUCAGGGCUGUCUGCGGCGCAGCGGCGCGAGAGGCUGGGCGCGCGCAUCUCGCCCUCCGAGAUCUCGCGAGAUGACCCGAGAUUGUGCCCUAGGCGCGAGGUCGAGCAGGACUUGCUGCGCACCUUUCCAGAGCACGCGCUCUUCUCGUCGCACGCGCGGCAGGCGGGCCUCGUCCCGCCGCUGCGCCGGCUGCUCCUCUGCCUCGCGCGCCAAGUGCCGACUGUCGGCUAUUGCCAAGGCAUCAAUUUCAUCGCCGCUUUCUUGCUGCUGCAUGCCGAUGAGGGCACCGCUUUCGAGCUGCUCGUCGCGCUGACGUCGCAAGCGGCGCUGCUGAGGGGGAUGCACACGGCGGACAUGCCCGCACUGCACGCCGCCCACGCCGCCCUCCUCUCCUCGUUCGAGCAGAGCAUGCCUCAGCUGAUGGCGAGACUGCGCGACGACGGCGUCCCGCUGCGGGAGGCGUCGACCCAGUGGCUGCUGUGCGCGCUCGUCGACGUGAUGCCUCCGGGCGCUGUCGGGCGGGUGUGGGACCUGAUGUUUCUCGACGGCGCGCGCGUCCUCCUCCGCUCCAUCGCCGCCGCCUUCCGCCUCCAUGAGGCGGCCCUCCUCGCGGAGCACGCCGACCUCGCCGACUCUGCCGACGGCGGCCUCAAGGCGGUGCUGCGCGCGGCGACGCCGCGGCUGCUCUCGCGCGCGAUGAGCCAGCAGGAGCUCACGCGCAUCUGUGACGAGGCGGCGGGCUCCGCGGGUCUCGGCGAGGUCACGGCGGCCACCAGGGCGGCGGAGGGCGGCGGCGGGGAGCGGCCGUGGUGGGCGCUCUCCCGCGCCGCCCUGUCCGGCGAGAGGUCGCCGGGGUAGGCCAAGGACGACCACCGCCGCUAUGGCGCGCUUGCCUGUCACGCUGCAGCGGGAGGGGUCGCCAUCUUGGGCUCGCGCGCAGCAGAGAGGCGCACCGGGCAGCACACAAAAACGAAAUACACGAUCGACGAUGAUCCAACCGAUUGAAGAUCCCUCACUCACCAAGAUCGUGCAGGACGGGAUCACAUCUUGACUAUCUCGUGCAUGGAAAUAAAUAAAAC